Messenger RNA from Drosophila takahashii, 648 nucleotides. It is a transcript of the gene ocn, whose product is annotated as ocnus. Gene Ontology annotation, biological process: peptidyl-histidine dephosphorylation. Gene Ontology annotation, molecular function: protein histidine phosphatase activity. Gene Ontology annotation, cellular component: cytosol. NCBI's taxonomy places the organism in Eukaryota, Metazoa, Arthropoda, Insecta, Diptera, Drosophilidae. The record is from RefSeq and is a predicted model, not a curated record.
CAAAAUCAGUCUAGCUGGAGCCUUGCUACUGUUGAGACCACAUUUCUUUUGGAAUAUUUCAUCUAAAUUCCAGUGCCGAUUUUUUUAAAUUUUUCCAAAAUGAAAACGCUAAACCUUUUGACUCCCCUUUCGCAAAUAGUUAAGCCCAUUCGAAGGCAAAGUGUUUCGCGAGUUAACGCCCUCCUAAUAAAUGUUCCAAGAGUUCAGAUUUCGAAGGGGAAAAACAAGUAUCUAUUAAUGGUGAUCCAUAUGCACGGUUUAACUCGGUUCGGAAGGACGAUCGUCAGAGGAUCCGACUCGAAGGACCAUGAGCAAAUUUAUGAAGAAACCCAGGAGGAAAUGGACGACCUUGGCAUAUGCACAAAAUGCCUGGGUGGCGGAUUCCUCAGUAAUAAAGAGGAAAAGAAAAUAAUCAAGAUCUAUGGGUGCUGCAAGACUUUUGGAGAAGCUCCGCACGGCAGGACGAAGGAUAUAUUGCUGUCGUGGACGAAAUACCAGCACUUCAAUAUUAUCUUGCCCAAGAAGAACAUGAAUGCGUAUGAAGAAUAAAACAAAGGCACAGUGAGAGGCAAUAAAAACAUGUCGAGUUUUUAGUUUUGCCUUGUUGGCAAUUUAAUGAAUAAAUUAAAAAAUUCCAUGGCUAAUAAA